CCGCGUCUCUGUCGCCGUCUCGCUGUCACGUCUGCUUCUGCCUCUGGUUAGGAAGAUGACUGUGGGGAGGUCUGCGGAAGCCCCCGAGUGCGGCGAGUGUAGCCGUGAGAUAUUUUCCUCCAAGUCCUCGUCAGACCGUGAGCCAGAAGAUGAGCGGUCUGGAGAAGGGCUGGUUUUCCUCAGAGCUGGCCAACUCCAUGAGUUCCUCAGCCUAGAUGAGGAGACAGAUUCUACUUCUGACACCACUGGAAACUUUUACAGGACCCUACAGCCUCCAAAGCAGAAAGGCAGGUGGUCUCUUUUGCCGUCUCUCUUUCAGUCUGAUCUAGACAAGGAUCAGGAUGGCUAUGAAGAGGAGGACGUCUUUGAGAAUUUCUUCCCAGACAAGAGAAGCGGGAAGCUGCAGGUCCAGGACCCGCCAUCUCUUAGGCCUGACUCCAUGUGGCGCUGCAGCUCCUUGAUCAGCCUUCCCUCUGACAUUACCAAGGCUCAGGUCCGGCCAACCUCAGACUCUGGGCCUCCCUCCCAGCACAGAAGUGUUUGCUCCUGGGCAUCCUCCAUCACUAUCCCUAAGCCCUUCCACAUGACACUGCGUGAAGCCCGGAAGAAGGCCCAGUGGCUGGCCUCACCUGCCUCUUUUGAGCAGGAGAGGCUGCGGGCCCAGAGGCAGGGCCAGGAGGAGGCUGAGUGCCAUCGACGGUUCCGGGCCCAGCCUGUGCCCGCACAUGUCUACCUGCCCCUCUACCAGGAGAUCAUGGAGUGCAGAGAGGCACGGAGGCGUGUGGGUAUCCAGAAGAGGAAGGAGUUUCUUCUCUCCUCCAUGAAGCCCUUCAGCUUCCAGGAAAAGAAAGAGAAGCAAGAGGUAGCUGCUUCACAGAGAGAGUUGGCUGCCGUGGCUCAGACCAACAUCCCCACAAAGAAAGCCAUUAGAAGGAUCCCCAAGUCCAUUCUGGAACCAGCCCUUGGUGAGAAACUCCAGGAAGCGGAGCUCCUCAGGAAGAUUCGAAUCCAGAUGAGGGCCACGGACAUGCUCCAGAUGGCUUCAUCCCCUAUCAGCACCCAGAGGCCCCGGGCUCCCCGCACUGCUACCCGCACUCAGGAGGAAAAGCUCAGCUUUCUACAGACCGACUUCAGAUUCCAGCCUCGGGUGAACGCUGUGGUCCCCGACUAUGAGGGCCUUUACAGGGCUUUCCAGAAAAGAGCUGCUGAGAGAAGGGAGACCCAGGAGACAACUCGCAACAAGCCCUUCUUGCUAAGGACUGCCAACCUGUGUCACGCUCCACGGUCCUGUGAUGCCGCCCCUGCAGGAGGAGGGAGGCUGAGAGUCCAGAAGUCCCCUCAGCCAGGAGCCACACCCUUGCCACCGAGUCGGUCUCUAAAUGGUAUUACUUCGUUUUCCGCCAACACCCUCCCCGUGCACAUCUCAGAUGUGACCAGGAAGAGGCAGUCUACAGUCCGAAUGUCACUUGAGAAAAGAGACAAACAAGACAAGAGCAUUCAGUGGCUGGAGAUGCACAAGAAGAACUGUCAAGCCAUGUCUAAAUUAGUGGCCUUGCGGGCAAAAGCCAUGGACCCUCAUAAAAGCCUGAAAGAGGUGUUCAAAGUGAAGCUUAAAGAGAACCGAAACCUUGUUAAUUCCAGGAACAAUGACCGUAAAAGAGCAAAGGAAUACAAAAAAGAACUGGAGGAAAUGAAGAAAAGAAUACAAGCAAGGCCUUUUCUCUUUGAACAAGUUACCAAGGCGCUGGCCAGGAAAGAAGCAGAACAGCGGUUUCGGGACACUCUGAAGCAGGCUGGUGUGGAGGAAGAGUUUGUGAAUACCAAGAGUCAAGAAACAUAGGCUGUGCCCUGCAAGGAAAAAGCCAAAGUCAUGGAUUCUCCUAGUGCCCAUGAAGAUACAAAACUCAGAAUCCAAGAUUCAUGGCAGGAUUUAGAAGACU
Psammomys obesus (fat sand rat) is the source of this 1940-nucleotide messenger RNA. RefSeq names its product FAM161 centrosomal protein B (gene Fam161b). The transcript is spliced from 9 exons. Gene Ontology annotation, biological process: cilium organization. The coding region runs from base 56 to 1840 and encodes 594 amino acids. Gene Ontology annotation, cellular component: cilium. The record is from RefSeq and is a predicted model, not a curated record. NCBI's taxonomy places the organism in Eukaryota, Metazoa, Chordata, Mammalia, Rodentia, Muridae.